This is a messenger RNA of Caenorhabditis auriculariae, 3039 nucleotides long. The record is from the annotation of a GenBank genome assembly. Lineage: Eukaryota; Metazoa; Nematoda; Chromadorea; Rhabditida; Rhabditidae.
AUGGAUGAAGUAAAAGACUGCAACUUUCACGAAUGGCGACCGAAAAUCGAAGAAGCUAUUGAAAAGUCUUCAUUUGUCGGUUUUUUUUUGACUUAUGCUAUUGAUAUUUUUUCUUUUUAGCUAUCGAUUUCGAAUUUUUCGGAUUGUCAUCAAAAGAGUUUUCUCUUUUUGAUGGUUCCAAGGACAGGUAUUUGAAAUGCCGGAGGUCGGUCGAAAAGUUUCACCCCUGCCAGUUCGGCAUAGCUUGUUUCAAGCAAAAUCCCGACUUCGGGUAUGACUUUGUCUUUUCUUUAUGUUUGCGAUUGGAGUUAUAGAUUUACCGUUGAUGUCUUUUCCAUUCCAUUGUUGAAGCGUCAUUCUGAGAGUGACAGUAUGUUUUCGUUAGAUGCAGUCAGAUUCUUGAAAAAUAAUUCUUUCGAUUUCAAUAAGGUAAUAAAUAAUUUUUAUAUCAUCUUUUUCAUAUUUAGAUUUUUCUCCAUGGCGUCACAUAUUGCAACAAUGAAGAACAACGUUCUUUCAAAAAAUCAAUAAGCUCUUCAGAUUUUUGUUCAAAGUCGGUUAAAUGAAAGGAGGAUGUUUCUGUAAAUACUUGUAGGAACGAUUUGAAAGAGAAACUGGACUUAUUGCUCGUUUUGUUUGACUAUGAAGUUCAACGGAAGAAGGUUUUAUUCUUUUAUUCAGUUCUCAUCCUCAAAAACUUUUAAAUUCAGAAGUUUGACGAGAAAAGUUCGGAUUGGUUUGAAGUUGACAGCGAUAAAUUAUAUUCACAUUUCGAUGGAGAAGUAAAAAUUGCGCUAUACCCCCAUGGAAGUUAUACCUCCGAAAAUCCUAAAUAGUAUUUUUCCGAUUCAUCUCUUCCUUCCUGGUCUUUUUUGCAGUAUGUUUUUGUGGGAACAUCGUCCCGACUCAAUCGAAGCGCACAUCGUUUUGCAUGAGUUGUCUAAAUUUUACCCUCAUUUGCAUUUUUGUUUCGGUUCACAGUUCUCAAAGGUUCUCAGAUUUCAAAACAUUUCUCCAAAUAACUUAUUCAGAUCAUUGCGGUUGUGAAAAAUUCGGUGGAAACCGAUUCGCUGAAACUCAAUACAAAAUCUAGGCAACAAUUUUUUUUUAUUUUCAAAAGGUAAUAAGACAAUUUAUACAGACUCAUCUCUGCUUUUUCUGGCGUCUCAGUUUUGGUGAAGGCGAUUUCAAAAAACAAGAUUCCGCUCAUUGGACAUAAUUGUUUAUUGGACCUUAUGUACCUGUACAAUUACUUCAUUGGGAAUUUGCCAGGUUCCAGUUUAGUUUUCUUCAUUCUCUAAACAGUUGGUUUCAGAUGACUAUGAUCAAUUCAAGAAUAACCUAAAUUCAGUGUUCCCUCUCAUCAUUGACACGAAGCUUUUAGCCACUCGGCAACAAAAAGUAGUUCAAAUUCGCGUUUUAUUAUUUUCUUUUUCUCAGAUAUUCUUCAAACACGGAGUUCGCGACUUGUCUUUAGACGCCCUUGGAGAUUUCUUUUCCAAGUUUGUUUUCCAAAAAGAGAGGUUUCUGAACUAUAAUUUUAAGUGAAGAAACCGAUCUACUGCUCCCAAAAAAAGUGGUUACUUUUUCAUCUGGGAAAUACUCCAGUAAUUUGUUUCAAGGUCAAAAGUUUCCACUAGACCUGAAUUCCCGAAGACUUGUUUCUAGAUGGUGCACAGUAUCAUGAUGCUUCUUACGAUGCCUUCGUGACUGGCGAGGUUUUCAUCAAGACGUCUCAUUUUUAUUUCUAUGGGUUCGCUUCACCUUCGCUCUUUGUUUCUUUGGUAGUUUUGGAUACUCAUGAUGAAAAACGUUUUCUGAAGUUUUGUUCGAAAACCAAAACUUUUAGGGAAAACUGUGACAGAACCAAACUCGCCCUUGACCUUCGGGUCAUUUUAAGAAUUUUGCGGAGUGACGUCGCAAAUCGAAUUCCAAUUCCUCUCAUGGACGUCGCACAUUGCUAUUUGGUAUCUAGAUAGUUUUUGCUUUGAGAAAACUCGAAUUUCAAGGAAGGAACAGAUCCUUGCGGCCUUCGACCUGCGCUCAUUCGCGUGGAGAAGCGGCGACAAUCUUGGAAUUCAUUCUCACAGUCUUCUCAGGUAACCUUCCCAUUUGGGAUCACUGUGGUAGUUCAAGAGUUGGCCCAUAGAUGGAAGAACUGAGGCUUGAGUGUUGUGCUUCAACUGGUUUCAAGUUUUAAAAUUGAGAAAUUCUUUUUUUUGGAUAUUUGUAACUCGUGUCGAACAGUUUAUAUCGACGAGAAGAUAGAGGCGUUCGCUCACAAACGCUGUCUCCGCGCAGAUGUUUAUGAUUCACUUAUUUAUGAUUCAACUGAGUUUUUCAUAGUUCAUCAAUUUAUCUUUUCAUGAUUUUGAGAAUAUCGUUCAAUUGCAGAGGAAACAUAUUUUGUAUUUGUCUAAGAUUGACGGGGAACAACUGGAAGAAGAAAGAAGAAGACUGAACUCGUUGGUGGGCUCUUUUCGUUUCGACAUGAAACUGAACAAGAACAAAGAGGCGUUGCUCAUCGCCUCCAAUACGGCAAACACGUGAAUUUCUUGAAAAGCUUUUUUUUUUUUUGAAGGGAUAUUUCUCAUUUUGUGACGGCUUCAUCAGCUCAUUUGGAGAUAUCGCAGUAACCAAAAUAUUCAUAAAGCUGUUGCGUGCCUACUCAGGGCCCACUUUGCACUCAUUCAUUGUCCUCGUCAUUUGGAGUUUCAGUUAUGCGAGAAUUUGCGACCAUUACUCAAAAAGUGAAGUAUACUUACUCAGUGAUGAAAAAGCUCUCGGCCGAAAAUUGUGAGUGAAGCUCCUUUUUUUCGACUGCAAAUGUAUCACAGCACUUUUGAACAACGACUGACGUGCUUCCGAGGUCCCAAGGCCUCAGUUGGCAAAGAUGCGAGGUUACCUCACCCAUUUGGUUCUUCUUUGUAAUUGCGUUUCAGGUCUGACUCUUUGAUUGACCACAAAGCUAUGCUCGCUUUCUCGUUCUGUUCAGUGACUUCUUUCGCGAUUCUAGCUAGGUUUCUCGAUUCGGCUUGA